AUGCUCAACCCGAGGAGCUGGAGAAGUGAGUCCCCCUUUAAUGAUCGACUUCCAGCUGCAUAUGCUUACGUCUAUCUUCUCCCUUCUAGAGCAAAGAAGUCUGCCCAGGAACAAGGGGGAACAAUCAAGCACGAGUUCACUCUCAUCAAGGCGUUCACCGUCGAAUUUCCAGAGGAGCAAGUCGGUGUCCUCGAGAACAACCCCCACGUCCACGUCGAGAAGGAUCAAGAAGUAAAGCUUCAGUGA
Molecule: messenger RNA, 246 nt
Organism: Aspergillus fumigatus Af293
Lineage: Eukaryota; Fungi; Ascomycota; Eurotiomycetes; Eurotiales; Aspergillaceae
Exons: 2
Coding region: 1-246 (81 amino acids)
Source: RefSeq, a predicted model, not a curated record